AUGGACGGGCCAGAGGACACCAAUGCGGAGAAGUUGACAGCUUCGGAGCGAAGCUCUGCUGUCCAUCGCAAGCCUCGGUUCCUCGUCAUUGGCGCCGGUCGGCGUGGAACCGCCUAUGCGUCUGCCGUGCGACGAGAGAGAUUGUCAGCCAUCAUUGCUGCGGUUGCAGAGCCAGUCCAGUCGACACGGAUUUCUUUUGGCAAGAAAUAUGUCUGGGAGGAUGGGCCACCGCGGGAAGACCAGGCUUUCGAGUCGUGGCAGCAUUUUCUCGACUACGAGACGAACCGAAGGGAGGCCGAAGCUGCCGGUGAGAAGGUAUAUGCUGGGAUUGACGGCAUCAUUGUGUGCACCCAGGACCACACGCACAAAGAGAUCCUGCAGGCGUUUGGGCCGUUGAAAUUGCACGUCCUAUGCGAGAAGCCGAUUUCAACAUCUCUCCAGGACUGUCAGGACAUAUACGUUAGCCUCGGAGCCAACAGUCCAGAAAGGAUCUUCUCAACCGGCCAUGUCCUGCGAUACAGCCCUCACAACAUGCUUUUGAGGAGGUUCCUGUUGGAGGACAGGGCGAUCGGGGAGAUCAUAUCGGUCGAGCACACAGAGCCAGUUGGUUGGUUCCACUUCUCACACUCUUAUGUGCGAGGCAACUGGCGAAAGGAGUCCGUUGCGGCGCCAUCGCUCCUUUGCAAGUCUUGUCAUGACAUCGACUUCAUAUUGUGGCUACUCUGCUACAGGACGGACUUUGGAGAACCGGCGCACAUGCCUAGCCUGGUUUCCUCAGUUGGCAACCUGUCACUCUUCACCAAGCAUCGAAAACCGGCGGCAGCCGAAAGUGCCACCAAUUGCUUCUCGUGCCCUCACGAACGGAACUGCGAUUGGAGUGCCAAGAAGCUGUACGUCGAGAAGCUCUACGACAAGGGAGAGCGAGACUGGCCGAUAUGCGUCGUCGUCCCAGACAUAGAAGAUAUCACAGCUACGUUGGGGACCGAUCAUGGGCGUGCCGUCUUGACAGAGGUUCUUUCUGCAGACUACGACGCCUCUACACCAAGAGCCACCAUCGAGUCCAAGCAGUGGUAUGGCCGUUGCGUCUGGGAGUCCGACAAUGACGUCCUUGACGAUCAAAUUGUCACUCUAACCUGGGAUGACGACUCUCGCGCCGUCAGCGGCCAGGAAUUUCACGACCGCGGACCCAAGACCGCAGUCUUCCACAUGGCCGCUUUUACGGAAGCCCAGUCCAAGCGGCGGGGCAAAAUUUCGGGCACUCGCGGAGAGAUACAGUACGACAGCAACGAGAUUCGAGUCUACACAUUUGACAAGUUCCGGGACCCGGAGGCCGUGAAAGUCUUCACCCCUCCAAAGGCCGGUGGCGGUCAUGGCGGUGGUGACGGUGGUCUGAUGAACAGUUUCUCACAGGCUGUCGAGGCUGUCAUCAACGGCAAACUCAGCGUGGAGCAGGCGCAAGCGAAAUAUGUUGGCUGCACCUUGAAGGAGGCCUUUAUGAGCCAUGCCAUGGUCUUUGCUGCCGAAGAAGCUCGACUUGGAAGGAAGAUUGUUGAUUGGCGUGAUUGGUGGGCGAAGCUGGGGGAACGGCUCCUUGCCCAGUGA
Messenger RNA from Podospora bellae-mahoneyi, 1602 nucleotides. RefSeq lists its product as uncharacterized. NCBI's taxonomy places the organism in Eukaryota, Fungi, Ascomycota, Sordariomycetes, Sordariales, Podosporaceae. The transcript has a single exon. Gene Ontology annotation, molecular function: nucleotide binding. The record is from RefSeq and is a predicted model, not a curated record. The coding region runs from base 1 to 1602 and encodes 533 amino acids.